Messenger RNA from Pollicipes pollicipes, 1032 nucleotides. Its product is annotated as far upstream element-binding protein 1. Gene Ontology annotation, biological process: regulation of DNA-templated transcription. The transcript has 8 exons. Gene Ontology annotation, molecular function: RNA binding. Lineage: Eukaryota; Metazoa; Arthropoda; Thecostraca; Pollicipedomorpha; Pollicipedidae. The record is from RefSeq and is a predicted model, not a curated record. The annotation marks the transcript as partial.
AUGGGCUCUAACCCGACUGACCCUGGCGUGCCCCCGCCGCCGCCAAAGGGCGGUGAGACGAUCAAGCAGCUGCAGGACAACAGCGGCUCCAAGAUGGUGGUGGUGCAGGACGGCAUAUACGCCAGCGCGCCCGAGAAGCCGCUGCGCAUUACCGGCGACCUCAAACAGAUCGAGCGCGCCAAGCAGCUGGUGUUCGACCUGAUGGCCGAGAAGGACAACUACGGCCCUGGACUCACCGGGGCCCGUGGGCGUCUGUUUGUCAGCUGCGAUAACGUCGGUGGCGGCGGCCGUGGCCCGCGUCGCGCGCGCCUCGCUGACGCCGGCGUGGCGCGCCGCCAGGUGACGGUGCCGCAGGCGGCCGUCGGCGUCGUCAUCGGCAAGGGCGGCGAGAUGAUCAAGAAGGUGCAGAACGACACGGGCCGCCAACAUUCAGUUCCAGCAAUCGAGCACGCCAAGGUCAUCAUCCAGGAGCUGAUCGAGAGCGUGAUGAAGCGCGACCAGAUGGGGGCUGGGGCAACAACUUCCACAACCCGGGCGUGUGGGGCCAGCAGCAGAACGACCCCCGGUAAACAGGACGGCGGCUGGAACAGCUACUACGCCCAGUACUACGGCGGCCAGGGCGGCCAGGCGCCCGGCGGCCCCGGCCCCGGUCCCGGCCCCGGCCCGCAGCCGCAGGCAGCGCCAGGCAACGCGCCCGGCAUGAACCCCGGCGGCGGCCAGGACUUCAGCGCCCAGUGGGCCGAGUACUACCGCAACAUGGGCAUGAUCCGCGAGGCUGAGGCCAUCGAGCAGCAGAGCAAGGCCAACAAGGCGGCGGCCGGCGGCGGCGGCGCGCAGCCGGCGGCCGCGCAGCCGGCGGCGGCUCAGCCGGCCGCCAACGGCGCGCAGGCCGACUACAGCGCUCAGUGGCUGGAGUACUACCGCUCUCAGGGCCUGAUGGCCGAGGCCGAGAAGCUCGAGCAACAGAUGAAGAGCAGCAAGCAGCAGCAGCAGCAGCAGCCACAGUCGCAGGCGCCGACGCCGGCCAGCGGC